Culicoides brevitarsis is the source of this 2664-nucleotide messenger RNA. RefSeq names its product pre-mRNA-processing factor 40 homolog A (gene Prp40). The transcript has 4 exons. Lineage: Eukaryota; Metazoa; Arthropoda; Insecta; Diptera; Ceratopogonidae. Gene Ontology annotation, biological process: mRNA cis splicing, via spliceosome. Gene Ontology annotation, molecular function: protein binding; RNA binding. The record is from RefSeq and is a predicted model, not a curated record. Gene Ontology annotation, cellular component: U1 snRNP; U2-type prespliceosome. Bases 127 to 2346 code for a protein of 739 amino acids.
AAAAAACUAUCCGACGCUCGAAAGUUAGUUCGCUCGGCGUUUUUUGAGGAAAGUUUUUCCAAUUUUCGAUGAUUUAACUUCAAAAACGAACUGAAAUAGGAAGAUAAAAAUUAAAAACAUUCAAAAAUGAAUUUUCCUCCCGGAAUUCCUCCUCCCAUGGCAAUGGUUUGGAGUGAACACAAAGCUCCCGAUGGCAAGACCUACUAUUACAAUUCCGUGACAAAACAAAGUGUUUGGGACAAACCCGACGAGUUAAAAUCCCCCGCAGAGCGUCUCUUAUCGGUUUGUCCAUGGAAAGAAUACAAAUCGGAUCAAGGCAAAACGUAUUAUCACAAUCUCCAGACGAAAGAAUCAACUUGGAAUAUUCCUCCCGAACUCGCUGAACUUCAGGCGAAAGUAGCAGCUGAAUUGGCAGCAAAAGGCGCCACAGCAUUCGCUCCGAUGAUGAUUCCGCCGGGACUUCCAAUGGGAGCAAUGCCCGGCGGACCAACUUUGAUGGCAGAAAAUCCCGUGGGAACGCCAGGAUCUGCGGAAAACUCAUCGUCAGCAUUGGAAGCAGCGAUGGCAGCAACUUUGGCGGCAAUUGAAGUCCCUGACGCCCCAACUGAAAGUAAAAAAGAGAAGGAAAAGACGCCAGAACCAAUAAUCGAGUUCAAAGACAAAAAAGAAGCUAUUGAAGCGUUUAAGGAAUUUUUAAAGGAAAAAAAUGUUCCGUCAUCAGCAAAUUGGGAUCAUUGCUUAAAAAUAAUUUCAAAAGAUUCGCGUUACAAUUCCUUUAAAAAACUCCAGGAGAAGAAACAGGCUUUUAAUACGUACAAAACGCAAAAAUUGAAGGACGAGCGCGAAGAACAACGCAUAAAAAUUAAACAAGCAAAGGAAAAUUUGGAAAAAUUCCUUAUGUCAACUGACAAAAUCGAUUCAACGACGAAAUUCUAUCGAUGCGAAGAAAUUUUCGGCAAUCUUGACGUUUGGAAGUCUGUUCCGGAGCAAGAUCGACGCGAUAUUUACGACGAUUGCAUUUUUGCGCUGUCAAAAAGGGAAAAAGAAGAGCAAAGAAUCAUGAAAAAACGAAAUAUGCGAGUUUUGGGAGAACUUUUGGAAUCGAUGACUUCAGUUACGUUCCAAACGACAUGGGCAGAGGCUCAAGUUAUGCUUUUAGAGAACUCACAAUUCAAAAAUGACGUUCAUUUAUUGGGCAUGGAUAAGGAAGAUGCUUUAAUUGUGUUCGAGGAUCACAUUCGAACUUUAGAACGGGAAGAAAUUGAAGAAAAAGAACGCGAGAAAAAGCGUCAGAAGCGACUUCAUCGCAAAAAUCGCGAUCAAUUCCUUGCGUUACUCGAUACGUUGCAUGAAGAAGGAAAACUUACCUCGAUGUCGUUGUGGGUUGAACUUUAUCCGAUUAUUUCGGCAGAUUUGAGAUUUUCCGCCAUGCUGGGACAAACCGGAUCAACGCCUCUUGAUCUCUUCAAGUUCUACGUUGAAAACCUAAAAGCUCGUUUUCAUGACGAGAAGAAAAUUAUCAAAGAAAUUCUCAAGGAGAAACCUUUCCAAGUACAAGCCGACACAACUUUCGAGGAUUUUGCGACUGUUGUGUGCGAAGAUAAGCGCAGUGCGACAUUGGAUGCCGGCAAUGUCAAAUUAACGUACAAUUCGUUGCUCGAAAAGGCAGAAGCAGUCGAAAAAGAGCGCAUGAAGGAGGAAAAUAAGCGAAUUAAGAAGCUUGAGAAUGAGAUUAAAGGCGUUUGGUUGGAAGCGGGACUUACGACGGAAGAUCCAUGGGAAAAGGCAAAAGCUUUGGUUGAAACGUUGGAGGCGACGGAGUUGUAUGAGAAGGAAAAAGGCCCGUUGGAGAAUUUGUGGAACGAUUUUGCGAAAGAAACGGAGGAUUCGUGCACGCAUCAUCACUCAAAGUCGAAAAAAUCGAAGAAAAAUAAGAAAAAGUCGAAGAAACGAUCGAGUUCGGUGUCAGAAUCGGAACAAGGAUCGGAUUAUGAAUAUGAGAAGAAGAAGAAAAAACGUUCGCGAUCACGAAGUCGCUCUGUCAGCUCCGUUAGUUCCGUGGAAAAGAAAAAGAAGAAGAAAAAGAAACACAAGCGAGUUUCGAGAUCACAAUCUGUCGAAUCAGAACGUUCUGUAUCGAGAUCUCAGAGUCCAGCACCCAUUAAAAAAAAGAAAGAAAAGAAAAAGAAGAAGGAUCGUCAUCUAUCUGUGAGUCGUUCCCCAAGUCCUGCAAUCGAAUCGCCAACAGAAAAACCGAGCGAGGAGGCUAUUUUAAGUGAAUCUGAACUCGAACAAAGACGAGCAGCGCUAUUAGCUCAACUGCAAAUGGAAGGCGGUUUGGUAUAAAAAAAAAAUAAAAUUUAAGCUGCGAACAUUUAUUUUGAAAAAAAUGCAAGAGAGUAAUUUUAAUGAUAAUCUAAUAAAUAUGGUUCGUAUUUAAGAAAUGCUUUCAGUUAAAAAUUAAUUUAAGCAGCAUCAGUUUUCGUUUCUUUUCCUUGUUUCUUCGACUUUUUCGCAGCAGCUUCGACAUCAAUUGGCGCCGGUUUGACAAAUGGAAUUUCCGUUUUGAAUUUUUCGGGCAUAUAUUGUUGCAAGCACUCCGGGACUUUGAUUCCUGUGUCAGUUUGAUGCGUUUCGAGAAUUGCACAGAUGACACGAGUUGUG